This is a messenger RNA of Condylura cristata (star-nosed mole), 1093 nucleotides long. RefSeq names its product B-cell receptor-associated protein 31 (gene BCAP31). The record is from RefSeq and is a predicted model, not a curated record. NCBI's taxonomy places the organism in Eukaryota, Metazoa, Chordata, Mammalia, Eulipotyphla, Talpidae. Bases 28 to 768 code for a protein of 246 amino acids. Gene Ontology annotation, cellular component: endoplasmic reticulum; endoplasmic reticulum membrane. The transcript is spliced from 7 exons. Gene Ontology annotation, biological process: endoplasmic reticulum to Golgi vesicle-mediated transport; intracellular protein transport.
AGGAGACGAUCGCCUCCCCCGGCCGGCAUGAGUCUGCAGUGGACUGCGGUGGCCACCUUCCUGUACGCGGAGGUCUUCGCCGUGCUGCUGCUCUGCAUCCCAUUCAUUUCUCCCAAAAGAUGGCAGAAGAUUUUCAAGUCCCGCCUGGUGGAGUUGGUGGUGACCUACGGCAACACUUUCUUUGUGGUUCUCAUCAUCAUCCUCGUGCUGCUGGUCAUUGAUGCUGUCCGUGAGAUCCAGAAGUAUGACGAUGUGACGGAGAAGGUGAACCUGCAGAACAACCCCGGGGCUGUGGAGCACUUCCACAUGAAGCUCUUUCGUGCACAGAGGAAUCUCUACAUCGCUGGCUUCUCCUUGCUGCUGUCCUUCCUGCUCCGACGCCUGGUGACGCUUAUCUCCCAGCAGGCCACACUGCUGGCCUCCAAUGAAGCCUUUAGAAAGCAGGCAGAGAGUGCGAGUGAGGCGGCCAAGAAGUACAUGGAGGAGAACGACCAGCUGAAGAAGGAAACAGCAGCUGGCGGAGUCAGGCUGGACGGCCGGGACGCUGAGAGGCAGGUGGAGGAAGAGAACAGGAGCCUGAAAGCUGACCUGAGGCGGCUGAAGGAUGAGCUGACCAUCAACAGGCAGAAGCUGGAGAAAGCCGAGCACGAGGCCCUGGCCAUGCGGAAGCAGUCCGAAGGCCUGACCCAGGAGUACGACCGCCUGCUGGAGGAGCACGCAAAGCUGCAGGCGGCUGUCGACGGCCCCACGGACAAGAAGGAGGAGUGAGGCCCCAGCGCGCGGGCUGCCUCCGCCUGCCUAUGCCUCUGGAGCACGCCUUGCCCGUGGUCCUCGGCUUGCUGCUCUGCUUCCACCCCUCGAGCCUCUUGAGUUGUGUCUCCCCCGUGUUCCAGGGGGCCUCAGUCCCAGCAGCAGGCGCCCAGCCCUCGAAGGGGAGUGCCCUGGCUGGCUGAGCGGGCUUGCCGCUGCUGGGCUGAGGCCCUGUGUUGUACUUUCAGGUUGGGGCGCCAAGGCCCAUUUUCUCUGGUCCGCAGGAGGGUGGAGGGAGCAGGGGAGUGUUUUUCCUGAAGGCAAUUAAAGUUGUAAUGCUCUU